UUCCUUUUUUGUUUCGGAUGGGUGGUGAUGGGGUGAAAUGUUGCUCCUAAUCUUUAAAAAUCUUUAAAUACUACGUUGGACAUUGGAGUUAGUACCUAGCAAACACCUGUCGUCCCCAUUGUUUGAUCUAAAUUUUAAAGCUUAUCAGUCAUGGCUGAAGAGGAUAGCAAGCAAAAUGCAAUCUCCAACGACCAACCUCAGCAGCCAUUACCAACCUUACCAGGAUACCGGUAUGGUGGUGGUGGAUCAGGUGAGAGAAAAACAUGGCCGGAGUUGGUGGGAUUAACAAGUGAAGAAGCAGAAAGAAGGAUCAAGGAAGAGAUGCCUGGAGUUAACGUUCAUGUGAUUCCGCCUGAUUAUUUCGUUACAAUGGAUUUCAGAACAGACCGGGUGCGAAUCUUCACUGACUCCUCAGGAAAAGUCUCACGGGCACCUAUGAUCGGUUGAUUUUGGGGAAGAUUCGUCUCUGCCAGGAAUGAUACAUAUCUUACUAGUAUCGACUACUGUUUCUGCUUUUUCUACAACUUGGUCAGCGUUAUAUCCAAGAAACUAGAAGGAAGUAGGAACUCGUGUCUGGCAGGAUUGAAUCCCUGAUUCCCUUGUGUUGUUCUCCACAUCCUUGGGCAGUUCAGGCUUGAAUUCUUGUUCUGGAUCGAAUUUUAUGUAAAGAAACAAACACGCAAGUGUUUUUGUAUUUCCUUUGUGAAAGACCAAUCUUGCAUCCA
This is a messenger RNA of Coffea arabica (coffee), 725 nucleotides long. RefSeq names its product subtilisin inhibitor CLSI-I-like. Gene Ontology annotation, biological process: response to wounding. The record is from RefSeq and is a predicted model, not a curated record. NCBI's taxonomy places the organism in Eukaryota, Viridiplantae, Streptophyta, Magnoliopsida, Gentianales, Rubiaceae. Gene Ontology annotation, molecular function: serine-type endopeptidase inhibitor activity.